AUAAAAUUUUAUUGGAAAAAGCAGAAAGGGAUGUCCUCUCAAGAGAUGAAGUGAUCGCUCAAAUGAGGAUCAAGCUAUUGGAAGUCGAGAAAUAUAAUACUCAAAAAUCAGACGAAUCUAAAGCUCUCGAUGCAGCUAAACUCAACCUUAUAUCACUCAAUAAGUGCUUGGAAACUAAAGAAGAUACAAUUUCCGAAUUACGUGGUCUAUUGUUGGAAGCAAAUAGAACUGCCAACUUGAAAAGUGAAGAAUAUCAAGACGCCGUUUCCAAACUAAACAGAGAAAUCUCUCAUCGGAAAUCACUCGAUUUCUCAAAGAAUUGUGAGGUUUCCAGAGAUAUAGCCCCUUUCAACCAAAUAAACCUUGACUUGGAAGAGACUAUUUCACACCAAAAGCGAAUGAUUGGAUCUUUAACUGAUCAACUUAACGAUGCUCAUAAACAACUGGAAGUGCUUCGAACCCAAUAUAAACAAAGAAUUGAGGACAGUGAAAGUCACGUGACGGAUUUGAAAGAAAAACGGACCCAGGACAUGAAAAAAGUGAAGAAUAUUUUACAAAAAGUUAAAAUCGAUGUGAAGAAAAAGAACGAAUUAAUUGCAUCUUUGACUGAUGGGCAAACGAGAAAUGUUUCACAAGAGGAAAUUCUCAAGAAAGAAAUUGCCGAUUUAAAGUCACAAAUUUGCAAAACUAAUGACGACAAUUCUGAAAAAUUGAAAUCGACUUCAAAACUUCUUUUUGAUGUCAAAAAACAAAACAAAGCUCAAGAAAUCAUAAUUCAAGAAAAUUGUAAUGAGAAAGAACGGCACGUUGAUGCGAAUAGUAUUAACAUUAUACUUAUGACGUCAUUUGGUCGAGGAAGUCAAAAUAUGACAGAAGAUGAUUACAGGGAAGAAAAUCGUAUAUUAAAAUCAAAAGUAAGUAAUAUAUCAAAAUAUUAG
Molecule: messenger RNA, 938 nt
Organism: Octopus sinensis (East Asian common octopus)
Lineage: Eukaryota; Metazoa; Mollusca; Cephalopoda; Octopoda; Octopodidae
Exons: 5
Coding region: 63-938 (291 amino acids)
Source: RefSeq, a predicted model, not a curated record